Kazachstania africana CBS 2517 is the source of this 864-nucleotide messenger RNA. RefSeq names its product Skg1p (gene SKG1). The transcript has a single exon. The coding region runs from base 1 to 864 and encodes 287 amino acids. The record is from RefSeq and is a predicted model, not a curated record. NCBI's taxonomy places the organism in Eukaryota, Fungi, Ascomycota, Saccharomycetes, Saccharomycetales, Saccharomycetaceae.
AUGAGUAGUAUUUCCAUAGCCGUAGGUUGUGCUGUCGGUAUUCCUGUGGGUGUUGGUGUAAUAGUGGCCUGUGCAUUUUGGAUAAGGUUACAGAAAAGAUUCAAAGAUGAAUUCGUUGCUGAUGCAGAUGUGGAGAAUCCUGCUCAUAGUGAUGCAGAAGUACUGAACUUCAAUAAUUUGAGUUCUUUGGAAGUAAAGCAGGGAAGUGUGGAUCGCGAUAAUAAGGUAAAUAAUAACUAUAUUCCUGCAUAUCGUAAGAAAAUGAGAUCUCUGCGGUUAAAUGAACACCAGCGUCCUAAUCUCGAGAGAUCAGACAUUUCUAGUUCUGCUACACCAACUGGUGCAACGAACCAUGAUGCUAGCUCCAUUACCUCUUUUUCAAACUCCUCAAUAAACAAAUUCAAGCCAAGUAUAUAUGACCAAAUGAUCCCGGUUCUUGAUGACACUAAAUCAGGAUUCUUUUCUGAAAAAGCAUCUACACUCUCUUUGCACACAAACGCAAACAAUAAAAAUGAAACAUUAAUGAAAAAUAUAUCCGCAGAUGACCUAGAUCUAGGCUCCUACUAUCCAAGACGUCCAUCUUCUAACUUAAGCAAGCUAAAUUUAGCAAAUCAUUCAAAUCCAUCAUUCCAUACAAGAACUUCAUCUAUGACAUCAUUGUCAAAACCUUCAAAUAAUAUACCUAACGUGUUUGCUACUCCAAAAACUACUGAUACAAACGACGUCACUGAUACAUAUUAUCUCAAAAAUAAUUAUAACAUUGAUGAUGAAAAUCAAAUAACGGAAGAAGAUCAAUAUGAAAAUGAGUUCACUAACUAUUCUGAAAACAAAAGACAAUUUAUCGAUUCUUUAAAACCAAAAUAA